Molecule: messenger RNA, 411 nt
Organism: Chenopodium quinoa (quinoa)
Lineage: Eukaryota; Viridiplantae; Streptophyta; Magnoliopsida; Caryophyllales; Amaranthaceae
Exons: 2
Coding region: 1-411 (136 amino acids)
Source: RefSeq, a predicted model, not a curated record
AUGACGAAGGAUACUCCACCUCCAUCCAUUGAGUUUCAACCUGCACUUUCCGUCACUAAUAUCAAGAACUGCAUUCCAUUAGUGUACUCGUCACUAAUAUCAGUUCCAUACUCUCAAAUUGGGAGGAAUUGUUUACCAUUCCAUAUUUCCAUUAGGGUACUCGAUCACAUCGAUUCAAAGACCACAAAACCUACUGAUAUCUCUGAAAGUUUGUGGACACGGCUUGACGCGAUCGUAAAACAAUGGAUAUACGGGACCAUUUCAUCUGAUCUUCUUGAAACCAUCCUGUGCAAAGGGGACACUGCACAACACCAGGACAACAAGGCUACAAGGGCUCAGUACAACAAUCGGAGAUGGCAAGUGGUUGAGGACUUGAGGUAUAUCAUUCCAUAUAGCCAUGUGAAGGACUAG